Molecule: messenger RNA, 411 nt
Organism: Macadamia integrifolia
Lineage: Eukaryota; Viridiplantae; Streptophyta; Magnoliopsida; Proteales; Proteaceae
Product: zerumbone synthase-like
Exons: 1
Coding region: 1-411 (136 amino acids)
Source: RefSeq, a predicted model, not a curated record
AUGAUCCCCGCGCGCUCCGGCAGCAUUAUCAACACUACUAGUAUCUGCUCCGUCGUGGGCGCUGCCGCGCCGCACUCGUACACGGUGGCGAAACAUGCGGUACUGGGGCUCACCAAGAACACGGCGGUGGAUCUGGGGCGGUACGGAAUUAGGGUAAACUCUGUAUCUCCCUACUUGAUCUUAACGCCUCUGGCGAAGGAGUUCAUGAAGGCAAAUGAAUUGCCGGUGUUGACGUAUUCUAACCUGAAAGGAGUAGAGCUGAAGGCGGAAGACGUGGCUGAUGCAACUCUCUAUCUGGGGAGUAAGGAGUCUAAGUACGUGAGUGGGCAUAACCACGUCGUAGAUGGUGGCUUCUCAAUCACUAAUUCUGCUGUCUCCAUUUACGACCAACUAAAUGAUCGACUCAACUAG